This is a messenger RNA of Aspergillus nidulans FGSC A4, 1396 nucleotides long. RefSeq lists its product as uncharacterized. Gene Ontology annotation, molecular function: oxidoreductase activity. The transcript has a single exon. Lineage: Eukaryota; Fungi; Ascomycota; Eurotiomycetes; Eurotiales; Aspergillaceae. The record is from RefSeq and is a predicted model, not a curated record. The coding region runs from base 14 to 1342 and encodes 442 amino acids.
GGAAUUAUACAAAAUGUUCCGCAGUCAAGUAGCGUCUGCAGCCCGCGCUGUUGCGACACACCGUGGCUUUGCGACGGCCUCCCCGGUCGCUGCCACUGCGCGCAACCACAAAGUCGUCGUUAUCGGUGGAGGCACUGCCGGGUUGGCCAUCAGCCACCAGCUGUUGCGCUCAGGGCGCUUUGUGAAAGAUGACAUUGCCAUUGUCGACCCUGCUAUCUGGCACAACUACCAGCCGGGCUGGACGCUGGUCGGUGGCGGUCUGAAGACGCGCGAGCAGUUGCGCCAGCCGCUCGCUGGGCUGAUGGACCCCAAGCUGAAGUUCUACAACGAGAGCGUUGGCAGCUUCGCCCCAGAGGAAAACUACAUCACCCUUGGCAACAGCGACAAGCUUAACUACGAUCAUCUUGUUGUUGCCCCCGGUAUUGCGCUCAACUUUGGCAGCGUCCAGGGCUUGUCUGAGGCGCUGGCCGCCCCGGACUCGAAAGUCUCCACCAUCUACUCUUACGACACCUGCUCCAAGGUCUUCCCCACGAUCGAGAAGCUCAAGAAGGGUCAGGCCAUCUUCACCCAGCCUGCCGGCGUGAUCAAGUGCGCUGGUGCGCCGCAGAAGAUCAUGUGGCUCGCUCUCGACUACUGGAAGAAAGCUGGCCUCUACGACCCCAGCAACCCUGCCGGUUCGGCCAUCAAGAUCGCCUUCGCCACUGGAACGCCCUCCAUGUUUGGUGUUCCCAAGUAUAACGCGAAGCUCGAAGAGCUGCGCAAGGAGCGCGGCGUUGAGGGGCUCUUCCAGCACGAUCUGGUCGCCAUCGACGGCAAGAAGGCCACUUUCGCCCGUCCCAACGGGGAAUCAAGCGUCACCCGGGAGUUUGAUCUGCUGCACGUCGUCCCAAAGAUGGGUCCCCACGCGUUCGUCAAGAACAGCGCUCUCGCCAACGAAGCCGGCUACGUGGAUGUCGACGACGGCACCACCCGCCACAAGAAGUUCGCCAAUGUCUGGUCUGCCGGUGACGCGUCCAGUCUGCCGACGUCCAAGACCGCCGCGGCAAUCACCGCCGAGGCGCCCGUCCUUGUCCAGAACCUGCUCCGUUCAAUGGACGGCAAAGAAAUCGACGCCACGUACGACGGCUACACUUCUUGCCCGCUAACGACCGAAUACGGCAAAGUUCUUCUUGCCGAGUUCAAGUACGGCGGGGUCCCGAAGGAGACCUUCGGCAAGUGGUUCGGUAUCGACCAGGGAACUCCCAGGAAGGAGUUCUACUUCCUCAAGAAGCACUUCUUCCCAUGGGUCUACUACGAAUCUAUGGUCAGUGGGAAGUGGGGUGGACCCAAGGGAUGGUUGUAAUGAUAGACGAGAGCAUGUAUAUUAUUGAAUAGUAUAGUAAAAUAGAGCAGCAAU